AUUGUUGACUGUCACUAAACACAACACAGUCAGUUGGUUACAUGAGUCACCCCUCCCACCACAUACGAAAGGAGCGUUUUUGUUCAUUAUCAUGAGAGCUGCAAGCAUGAUUUUCGUUUUGAGUAGUGCUGUCGAGCUUGCGCGGGAGACCCGGGCUUUUUCUCCCGUCGCUUCUCGAGCUCGGGAAGUGGUACAUUCCGCUACUUUUCUAUCCGCCAAAAAGGGGUUCGGCAGCGCUCCCGAUCCUUCCAAAAAGAAAUCGGGCAGCACUACUGCUCAGCAGGACUCUACAUCGUAUCCCGCAAGCAGCAGCAGCAGUAUUAGUAAGGACGAUGAAAACCCCGCCAGAUCGGCAAUCGCUACCAGCACUCGGUCUCCCCAACAACGUCCCAACGCAGGCCAACGCGCACUCGAAGACAUGCGUCGCCAACAAGCCGAAAAAAAGGACGCUGAACUCCGAAAGGUGCGAGAGUUGCUAGACGCUGAUCAGCAGGUGCAAGAAGCCGCGGCUGCCAUUCCUGAGCGAGUGGCCCAGCGAAUGGGCGCACGCAUGCUGCCCUUUGUCGGCCUUCCUUUUUUCCUGGGCAUGGGAGUAUUUGUAGGAUUCUGGUACAUGGCUACGUACCGCAAUCUAGAGUACCAACCCGCACUAGUGGCAGCUAGUACGAUCGUUGUCCUUCUGUUGGGAUUGGUGGGCAUCACGUAUUCCAUUUUGAGUGCCUCCUGGGAUCCAGACCGCGAAGGGUCACUAUUAGGAACGGACGAAUUCUCGAAAAAUAUUGAAAACAUCAGAGACGGUCUCAAGCGAUCCAGAGAAAACGCCAUUCUGCGGGAUAAGAUGGCAGGUCUGACGUCCGAGGAGCUACAAAAGUCAAUCAAGGAUCUGGAGAGGCGGGAUGCCGCAUCUCAACGACGUGAGCAGAGUUUGGAUCGGAAGCUGAAAGACGAGUUAGAUUAGUGGCAAGCUCUAUUCUGCAUAAUGCCACAAGCGCAAUUAAUCCACAUGCAUAUCUACUA
This is a messenger RNA of Phaeodactylum tricornutum CCAP 1055/1, 1017 nucleotides long. RefSeq lists its product with no specific name. Bases 92 to 958 code for a protein of 288 amino acids. The record is from RefSeq and is a predicted model, not a curated record. The transcript has 2 exons. Lineage: Eukaryota; Bacillariophyta; Bacillariophyceae; Surirellales; Neidiaceae.